CUGAUUCAUUUCAUGGUUGAUUGUCAGAUUACUUAUGGUUUUUCUGCGUAACGUAGUAAAGUAAAGUAACCUCAAACGCGAUUUUAGUGAAAUUAAUGAAAAAGACGAAUACUUCAUCAGUUCACAAUUGAAUCUGGUUUGAAAGUUAUCUGCUUCUGUUUUGUUGAUAUCAGUCAAGUUUUUUUUCAAACUAGCUGACCUUCACAACUAAACAGCGACUUAUUUCGCUUCAAAGUGUUUUGAAUUAUCGCUGCGUUACCACGCUUUAUCGUGUACUAGUCGUCGAAACGUUCGGUUCGAUUAUUUCGGUAAUUUGUCACCGAAAAAACACUAUUCACUAGUGCGGUUCGAAAUCAAUGUAGAUUUCGUUAAUUUUACCCUGUUAAUUGUUCGUUGUGUUCAGCUGUAUUAUGGAAAUCGAAAUCCUCUCAACUUCGGGUUCCAAAACUAUCGGAAAAUUACAAUUGGAAGAAUCAUCCACCAUAAACGAUGUGAAAAAAGGAGUAUACCGAUUAAAGAAAUUACUCUACCCUGAUCGACAAUCAGUUCGAUUGGAAGCGAGAGGAAAAACAUUGAAAGAUUCAGAUACCUUGAAAAGUCUAGGAUUAAAAAAUGGUUCAAAACUAUACAUCAAAGAUCUCGGACCUCAAAUCGGCUGGUCAACGGUAUUCUUAUGCGAAUACGCCGGACCUUUAUUCACCUAUUUAUUAUUCUACAUUAGACCGUCGUUGAUUUACGGAUCAGGAGCUGAUGCCAAACCUUACGCAGAUGUAGUUCACAUAGCUGCGAUUUGCUGGUCGAUACAUUAUGCCAAGAGAUUAUACGAAACAGUAUUCGUACAUAGGUUUUCGCAUUCCACUAUGCCUAUUAUGAAUUUAUUCAAAAAUUGUUCCUAUUAUUGGGGAUUCGCCGCCUAUGUAUCGUAUCACGUUAACCAUCCUUUGUACACGGCCCCUUGCUCUUGCAUUAGCUACAUCGGAUUGGGUAUUUUCACGCUCUGCGAACUUGGCAAUUUGAGUAUUCACUUGGCUUUGAGAGAUUUACGUCCUCCUGGCACCAAAGAAAGACGUAUACCGGUCGUUACCUCCAAUCCGUUCACAGCUUUGUUCGAUUACGUCUCUUGUCCAAAUUACUUCUACGAAGUCGGUAGCUGGCUCGGUUUUACAGUGAUGACUGCUACUUUACCAGCUGCUCUGUUCACUUUGGCCGGUAUGUAUCAAAUGUCAGUCUGGGCUUUGGGCAAACACCGCAAUUACAAAAAGGAAUUCUCCAACUACCCGAAACAAAGAAAGGCCAUCGUUCCUUUCGUCUUGUAAUUAGUCGUAAUGUAAGUUGCAUUUUUUGCCUUCGUAUUCAGAGGUGUUUUUUUUUUGGCGAGUGUGCGAGUGUGUUUCAGUAUACCUAUAAUUAAUUUAAUAAUUUCUUUUUUCUUUUACCUUUUGUUUUUCAAUCUCAUAUUCGAGCAAAAAAGAGUGUUUUUCAAUGAAACGAGUGGCUUUAUUUAGAUUUUUUUUUUGUAAAUUUCUAAUUGUAAUGUUUUUGUAAAAAUGGUGUGAUGACUAAAAAAAAAAAAAAAUAUACACGGAGUGUUUUACGUUU
Messenger RNA from Planococcus citri (citrus mealybug), 1599 nucleotides. RefSeq names its product trans-2,3-enoyl-CoA reductase-like Sc2 (gene Sc2). The coding region runs from base 411 to 1316 and encodes 301 amino acids. The record is from RefSeq and is a predicted model, not a curated record. Gene Ontology annotation, molecular function: protein binding; oxidoreductase activity, acting on the CH-CH group of donors. Lineage: Eukaryota; Metazoa; Arthropoda; Insecta; Hemiptera; Pseudococcidae. Gene Ontology annotation, biological process: very long-chain fatty acid biosynthetic process. The transcript has 7 exons.